Messenger RNA from Melampsora larici-populina 98AG31, 1863 nucleotides. RefSeq lists its product as uncharacterized. Gene Ontology annotation, biological process: transmembrane transport. Lineage: Eukaryota; Fungi; Basidiomycota; Pucciniomycetes; Pucciniales; Melampsoraceae. Bases 1 to 1863 code for a protein of 620 amino acids. The record is from RefSeq and is a predicted model, not a curated record. The transcript has 19 exons. Gene Ontology annotation, molecular function: oligopeptide transmembrane transporter activity.
AUGGCUGAGAUCAGUGCGCCCACCCUGCCGAAAGUGCAGGAGAGCGAACAGACAGAGUUAUGUACCGAGAAGUUACCGGUUCACUCGUCGUUGGACGAAAAACACGUCUCGGAUGAUGAAGCGUUAGUAGAUGACCCGGAAGUCUACACCGUUACUUUUCGAGCGUGUCUUGUUGGCGUCACAGUCGCCGUUUUUGCGGCCUCUGUUGCUCAGCUUGUAUGCUUCAUAUUUGGGUCUCUCCUCUCCAAGAUUCCGGGGCCAUCUUGGUUCAAUCCCGGACCUUUCAGUUCUAAAGAACUUGCAUUUGCAUCAAUAAUGGCGAUCUCGGCUGGCAUAGACGCAAUCGCUGUACAAAUGCUCGUCGCGCAGGAUUUAUAUUUCAAUCGACGGGUGCCAGCCAUAUUGGCGUUAGCAACGAUGAUGUCGAGUCAAUUGAUAGGCUAUGGAUGGGCAGGACUGCUGCGGCCACUUUUGAUCUAUCCCAAAAAAGCCGUCUAUCCAGAGAUGCUACCAUCGGUUGCCUUGCUCCGUUCCCUCGCGGGCAGAAGUGAGCUAUGCAAAAUCCAAGUGCGUUAUUUUAAGAAAGUGGUCCUUGCUAUCUCUCUAUAUGAAAUAUUUCCGAGUUAUAUUGCACCCGCGCUACAAGCGGUCAGCCCGUGGUGUUUGGCAUUACCACGCUCACCGAUCGUUACUCAGCUCUUUGGAGGAUCCCGAAUCAACGAGGGCAUGGGUCUUUUUGCGUUCACUUUCGAUUGGACGACCCUCGGAGGCUUUGGACCACUCUACACGCCAUUGGUAGCACAGAUAAACCAAUGGGUGGCAGUAUUGUGUUCCAUCUUUGUAUUCAUGGCCGCCUAUCGAUAUAACUGGUUCGGGGGAGGUGUCUCGCAGGGAUUUCCCUUCAUCGCCUAUGGUUUACUUGAUUCACAUGGCAACCCGUACAAUGUGACUGCAGCGAUAUGGCCAAACGGGACAGAAAACGUAGACGCAGUACGUCUGAUGGGGACACCAAGAAUGGCUACCACCGCUAUCAUAGGAAAAUCCUUCACUUGUAUGGGAGCCUCCGCAGCAUUCACUGGUUUAUUUCUCUACCACUGGAAAGAUCUCAAGUCUGUAAUAUUCAGGAGAGGUCAAGGUGGUUCGCAAGAGGACCCGCACCGUACAAUCACGAAGAAUUAUCGUCAAUUUCCGGCCUACGUUUCCGCAGGGUUUGUGCUUGCAGGCAGUGGUAUAUGGCUUAGCAUCAUGCAGCUCAAAUUGGGACAAUACCUCCUAUUGGCACCCAUGUCAGCCGUCCUAGCACAGCUGUUCGGUAGCAUUCUUGGCACGUUUGUAAAUUACGCUGUGGCAUGGUCACUCCUGAAGAACGAAAGAGAAGUUCUUCUUUCCACGAAUGGUAACGGAGUAUUCAGCGGUGUUCAUUUUCUUGGCUUUCAGUCACAAGCCGUAAGUCUCAUGUCUCAAUAUACUGCAGCUGGGGAGUAUUCACGCAAAGAUUAUAUAUGCCGGGAAAGCAAUAUAUGGAAACCAAGAGUCGGCUUCAACUACAUCAACAUCCCGAUUAUGGCCAACGGGUUCAGUGCAUUGACGGGAAGUGAGCAUCCAAGUAUUACCAAAGCUAACACAAGUACCGGUCGCUUAUCUCAAAUUGUGUCUUCUUCAGAUCUCUCUUCUGGCCAGAUGACGGCUGUGGCAGUGGGGCUAUGGUCACAGUUCUACAUGAAACGAUACCACCGAGGCUGGUUCGGUAGAUAUAAUGAUAUACUCAAUGCAGCGUUGAUGGGUGGGACUCAAAUUACGGUACUGCUAUUGGUCCUUUUCUUCCAAGGAGGCAUUGGCUGGAAAGUGCCAUUCCCCCAGUAA